Messenger RNA from Glycine soja, 1176 nucleotides. Its product is annotated as dehydration-responsive element-binding protein 3-like. Gene Ontology annotation, molecular function: DNA-binding transcription factor activity; DNA binding. Gene Ontology annotation, biological process: regulation of DNA-templated transcription. NCBI's taxonomy places the organism in Eukaryota, Viridiplantae, Streptophyta, Magnoliopsida, Fabales, Fabaceae. The record is from RefSeq and is a predicted model, not a curated record. Bases 290 to 856 code for a protein of 188 amino acids. The transcript has a single exon.
UUUUUUUCUUCCUAAAUCAUUUCACCCAACUUGUAACUCUGUGCGAGUGAAGAAGCUAUGCCGGGUGAGUGAGUCAUUUUUUUUGUCUCUGGUGGGUCCAUCCUCUUCUCCUCUGUGAACCUUUAUAAGUGUUAUAUGAGUCAUUGAGAAAUGACCCCGGGAAAAAGAAAAGAAAAGAAACUCACAGCUAUUGAAUUUCACUUCACUUCACUUGCAUGCCAAAUGAAAACAACCUCUUCCCAGAAUCUUGUCGGUAUUUAACUCCCUCGAUUUCACAACACCCAUAACAAUGAGAGUUUCAACAGAGACAGAGCCGGAGACUAAAAAGAUAAAACGCAUUCGCGGCGGCGGGGACUCGAGCAAGCACCCUUUGUACCGCGGCGUGCGGAUGCGGAACUGGGGGAAGUGGGUGUCGGAAAUCCGCGAGCCGAGGAAGAAAUCGCGGAUAUGGCUAGGCACAUUCCCCACGCCGGAAAUGGCGGCGAGAGCGCACGACGUCGCCGCUCUCAGCAUCAAAGGCCCCGCCGCCAUUCUCAACUUCCCUCACUUGGCCAACUCGCUCCCCCGCCCGGCUUCGCUGGCGCCGCGCGACGUUCAAGCCGCGGCGGCGAAGGCGGCGCACAUGGACCCUUCCUCCCUCUCCUCCUUGGUCUCCGCAAUGGACUUGUCCUCUGCCUCUGACGAGUUGAGCCAAAUCAUAGAGCUUCCUUCUUUGGAAAGCACCGAUGAUGGCUCUGUUGACUUAAAGAAGGAGUUUGUUUUUGUUGAUUCCCUUGAUGCUUGGAUGUAUCAGCCACCCUUUGGUUUUGACACCGAACAAGACACUGGUUUCGAGGGUUUGAUGUGGAAUUACUAGGUUCGAUCCAAGUUUCUAUUCUAUGUCUUGUGUUUGUAUAAAUUUAUAUCGAUCUCUUUUAUGUUUUGGUUUGUGUGUGUCUAUAAGCAGUAAGCAGCCACUUGUGGUUUUUCUUUCGGGGGCUGCCAGUGCUACUGAUCACUCUCGUAUUCAUCAUCAUGUCUCUGUGUCUUUUUCUUAAUUCCUCUGAUUUUAAUUGUAAAUGGCUAGAUGAAUAAAGUAAGAGGAGAAAUUUUCUGUAACUUGUUUUGGUACAAAAUGUUUUACUCUUCUUAAGAUUGCGUAAUCCAUGAAAUGGAGUUUGAGAUGGGAAGUACUAA